CAACAUGUACAACAAAGCCAUGGUUUACAUUUGUAUAAUCAAAUGCGAUCAAACAUAAACACAGGAAUUAAUCAGACUGCAAAGUUAAUGUACAUUCAACGAAUUAGGAAAUUCAUGCUACACGAAUUUACGCAGGUGUUGUAGUUAAUCCCAUGUUACCGAAAUUUCCUUAGUUGUGAAAGGACAUAAAUUGGUAUUGAUUAUAAAGUGGAAUAGAAUCGCAGCAGUAGAAAACAUGAAGAAGAACUAUUCAACUGCAGAUAUGCAACUUGUUAGUAAUACUACUGGUCUGUCACCGAGUCCAGUGGAAACAUUAACGGCUCUGAAAACCAAGAGGGCUAUACGACAGUCAUAUUCAGCCAGUGACCUCAAUUCUAUGGACACCUUACCUUCUAUAGACUUAUGCAUGUACCUAUUAAGACUAAAAUGUAAAACUAGGAAACUAAAUUUGGAUACUAGGCGUCCUAGUUAUAUGGAAUGGCGAGCGGAUUUAAAAAGAUACCGUUCGGAAUCAAUGUAUGAUCAGGACAGCAACAGAGGUGUUCCAAAUGAUGAAGAUUUCAAGAAAAUUAACACAUCUCUAAACUGGAUUCGUGAAGAAUUGGUAAAGAUGAGAAAACAGGACCAAGACUUAGCACGUCAGUUCCUUUCAAUCCACAGCGACAUACAGGAACUGAGAUUAGAAUGGAGCUGGAGAUGUCAUGAACUGACGCUACAAAAUGCCGUCAUGGAUUUCCAGGAAGUGGACGAAAUCAAGCGAAUUUCUGAUCUGCCACUCGUUACGGAUACGGAAAUGGCACUAUUAGAUAUAGGACUUACUAAAAUGAACUUAUGUCACCGAAAAUACUCAGUGAUGUAGCAAAUGAAUUGUGUGCCACUUAGAACACAUCCGCUCUUACGGGUCAUAAGAUAAUCUGUGUUCAUUUCCAAUGGCAUUGUUAAACUCUGGGGGAAUACUCCGUAAGCGAUGUAACACGUAUCAAGGAAUUCCAGGUGUACUAAAAGAUGCAACAGCCCCGUCCCUAUUCAAUAUAAGGUUCAAGGGAUCCAAAGUGUACUAAAAGAUUAAAAAAAAAAAACGUCCCUAUUCAUAAUAAGUUUCAAGGGUAGAAGAUUAAAAAACACGUCCCUAUUCAUUAUAAGUUUCAAGGCCCGGGUAUGGAUUGACAAUUAUUCAGCCACGUCCGAAGCUCUGGUCAGCUCAAUGAAUUGUUUCAUGUACAUUACAACUCUAAUAUCAUUAUUUGAAGGAAGACUGUAAAAGGUUCCACGAUUCAGAAACGUCACUUCGUCUAGUAGUAUAUAGUUGUCGACUGCGUUCGAGGGCAAUAGGGAAUUUGUUUGACCCAAGGGACAAACAAAACAGCUAUUGUCCAAGGGCACAGGCCUGCUUGUUUUUGUUAUACACUUUCAUUCUUUUAGGUUGUUUUUUAUUUCUAGAUGCACAUAUUUUGUUGACAUUGACCUUUUAACAGGACAGUGUAUUUGCAUACAUUUAUCCCCGUAUACACUUGGAAAAGAAAACAUACAUGCACCCAAAAUGUAUAUUUUUCGUGUUUCUGCUCGCUUCUUAUCUAAGGAAUUCUGUAUUUCAUUUCGUAAACGUAGAGAACUUUAUUAAGGUAUGAGGAAGUAAGUAGCGUAUAAUUGAUGUGAAAUUUUAAUUGACAGGUCCGAAAUCUUCCACACUAGUCUGAAUUUCGCUGCUGUCAUAGGCGAGAAACGACUCCGUGACCUGGACCGGUAAAUGUCCUAGUAAAAAUAAACAGGUGAA
Ostrea edulis (European flat oyster) is the source of this 1774-nucleotide messenger RNA. RefSeq names its product protein FAM167A-like. The transcript has 2 exons. The record is from RefSeq and is a predicted model, not a curated record. Lineage: Eukaryota; Metazoa; Mollusca; Bivalvia; Ostreida; Ostreidae. The coding region runs from base 236 to 859 and encodes 207 amino acids.